CCACGCACGAAGAAUAUCUUCCAGCUGCAGCACACAGAGUUUUCUCUCUCAGAUCUGUGCUUGUGUUUUCCCUUUUCCUCCUCAGAGAUUCGCUGUCUUUUCUCUUCUUCACGAUCCAGCUUUGCUUUUCAAGAUGUGUUUAUUCUCCCCCUCCUCCUCCUUUCACAUCCUUCAAUUCCAUUCUUUUUAUCAACCAACCGUCAUCGUCCACUUCGCACCUUCUUUCUCAUCAUCCCCCCGACGACGACGUCCUUUUCUUUCUUUUCGCCCAACUUCUACUUCUACAUAUAAUCCCCAUGCCUAAUUCCUCAACCCUCACCGACCUAUCUCACUCCUCCUCCUCCUCAUCUGUUUAUGCAGGGGAUUUUGUUUCUUCAUCCGGAGAGAAGAAGUCUCGAUUCGUCAGUUGGUUGAGCAAGCUUUUUAAUAACGCCUCAGAUAGUGAACCUAUACCCAAGUUUCUCCAAGAAGAACCCAUGGUUUUCCGUGCUCCUCUUCGUUUUCUGGGUGAUCGCCCCCGGUCUGGAAGAGAAAAAGAAGAAUUGGAUCGAGCGAUUGCACUUUCUUUGGCUGAAGAUUUGAAUAGACCACCAAUAGGAGGCUUUAGAUGGAAUGGAGAUAAUGGCCAAGAUAUUGCUAGGAAAGUUCAUGAGAGAUUUAGUUCGUCAUUCUACCCUCCAUUUGCUCCUACUCAAUAUUAUUCGAGGGGAUAUCGAUUAUGCAGUGCCUGCAACCGUGACAUUGGCCAUGGAAACUAUUUGAGUUGCAUGGGAAACUUUUACCAUCCAGAGUGCUUCCGAUGUCAUGCAUGUGGUUCUCAGAUAAUUGAGCAUGAGUUUUCUUUGUCAGCGAGGAAAGCAUACCACAAAUCCUGCUUCAAAGAGAUGUCACAUCCCAGAUGUGAUGUUUGUCAACAUUUUAUCCCUGCCAAUGGAGCUUCUUUGAUCGAGUAUCGAUGCCAUCCAUACUGGUCCCAAAAAUAUUGUCCUUCACAUGAGCAUGACAACACAGCCCGAUGCUGCAGCUGUGAGCGUCUAGAGUCUGUGAACGCAAGAUACGUUGCCUUAGGAGAUGGUCGGAGUCUUUGUCUGGAGUGCAUGGAAUCUGCUGUGAUGGAUACGGGUGACUGUCAGCCACUUUACCAUUCAAUUAGAGAUUAUUAUGAAGGACUGAACAUGAGGAUCGACCAACAAAUUCCUAUGCUUCUGGUUGAAAGACAAGCUCUUAAUGAAGCAAUCGUAGGAGAGAAGCAUGGUUACCAUCACAUGCCUGAGACAAGGGGUUUAUGUUUAUCAGAAGAACAAACUGUUACUAGUGUUCUAAGAAGGCCGAUGAUGGGAGGUCAUAGACUGAUGGGGAUGAGGACUCAACCUCAAAGACUGACACGGAGAUGUGAAGUGACUGCUAUUCUCGUUCUAUAUGGCCUCCCUAGGUUGUUGACAGGCGCAAUUCUUGCUCACGAGUUGAUGCAUGCUUGGCUGCGCUUGAAAGGAUUUCGUAACCUUAGCCCUGAGGUAGAAGAAGGCAUCUGUCAAAUUCUUUCAUACAUGUGGCUUGAGUCAGAGGUAAUGACGACGUCAUCGUCGUCAUCGUCAUCAUCCUCCUCCAAGAAAGGUGCAAGGUCAAACACAGAGAAUAAGAUAGGGCAGUUUUUCAAGCAUCAGAUUGAGCACGAAACCUCUCCAACCUAUGGAGGAGGAUUUCGGGCUGCUAGAGCUGCUGUUAACAAAUACGGUUUGCGUGCCACCCUUGAUCACAUUAAAUCUACCGGAAGUUUUCCUUUUUGAGUGCGACAUGAUGGUUAAUAAAGAGACUGUGCUCUCUAAUUUCUAUAUAAAAAAAUAAAAUAAAAUAUAUGGCUUUUAUUGAUUCUUCAUC
This is a messenger RNA of Impatiens glandulifera, 1878 nucleotides long. Its product is annotated as protein DA1-related 2-like. The coding region runs from base 297 to 1787 and encodes 496 amino acids. Gene Ontology annotation, molecular function: ubiquitin binding. The record is from RefSeq and is a predicted model, not a curated record. Lineage: Eukaryota; Viridiplantae; Streptophyta; Magnoliopsida; Ericales; Balsaminaceae. The transcript has 12 exons.